Paraphaeosphaeria sporulosa is the source of this 390-nucleotide messenger RNA. RefSeq lists its product as uncharacterized. Bases 34 to 315 code for a protein of 93 amino acids. The transcript has a single exon. The record is from RefSeq and is a predicted model, not a curated record. NCBI's taxonomy places the organism in Eukaryota, Fungi, Ascomycota, Dothideomycetes, Pleosporales, Didymosphaeriaceae.
ACUUCCGUCCCGCUCCCCCUUAGCUUUCUCACGAUGCCGCUCCCCCUUAGCCUUCUCACGAUGCCGCUCCCCCUUCCGUCCUCUCCCGAAACUACCCAUCCAUCACCCGAACCCCUCACCCUCACGAGCCGCCCUCACGCUCCGCACACACGCUCCAGACAUGCGCACGAGAAAACGCGCAACCGUCUCACUGCCAAGCGCUCCUACACACAGCCUACUGUGCAUGCGGUGGUUCCCCACAACGUAGUUGCACUCGCAGGCAGAGCCCACGCAUAUGCAGGGUCUCGAUCGACGAAGCGCCGGCACCCCACUUGACUUGGGAUGACAGGCAGAGAGUGGGGAAGGCACAUGUAAGGGAAAGGAUUCGUGGGGGACGCGUGGGGCGGCGGG